This is a messenger RNA of Hansenula anomala, 635 nucleotides long. RefSeq names its product mitochondrial 54S ribosomal protein uL13m (gene MRPL23). The transcript is spliced from 2 exons. Gene Ontology annotation, cellular component: mitochondrial large ribosomal subunit; ribosome. Bases 1 to 492 code for a protein of 163 amino acids. Gene Ontology annotation, molecular function: structural constituent of ribosome; mRNA binding. NCBI's taxonomy places the organism in Eukaryota, Fungi, Ascomycota, Saccharomycetes, Phaffomycetales, Wickerhamomycetaceae. The record is from RefSeq and is a predicted model, not a curated record. Gene Ontology annotation, biological process: translation; negative regulation of translation.
AUGUCCCAAAAGAUCGGAAGAACCUCUCUAGCGUUCGCCAGACUAUGGCACCAUGUUGAUGUCGCCCAAGAAACUAGAUCAGUUGGUCGUCUAGCAUCCUCCAUUGCCAUCACAUUGAUGGGUAAACACAAGCCAGUAUAUCACAACUCCAACGACAUGGGUGACUAUGUUGUUGUGACAAAUUGUAAAAAAUUAAGAGUCACGGGUAAUAAAUUUGAAGAUAAAGAAUACUGGAAACAUAGUGGUAAACCAGGUCAUUUAAUAUUGACCCCAAUGGAGAAAAUUGUUGCUGAUAAAGGUUUUGGUGAAGUUUUGAAAAGAGCUGUGAGUGGUAUGUUACCAAAGAACAAAUUACGUAAACAUAGAUUGGAUAGAUUGAAAGUAUUUGAUGGUUCAGAUCAUCCAUAUAAACAAAAUCUAUAUGCUGUUCAUGACCAACAACCUCUUGUUAGAGAAAAAUUACAACAAUUGGAAAGCAAAAAUUCAAAAUAAGAGAGAACCAUCAAAAGACGUACCAUGUAAAUUAGUUAUAAACCUCUAGAAGGUCAAUGUAUAUAGGCAAAUUAACAAAAAUAAGAAACUUUAUUCAUUACAGAUCAGUAAUUGUCAUUAAAAUCUCUUUUAUUAUUUUCCUA